GUGCUCUGGGUUCAGUUCUGCCCCCCUGUGGGUAAAGUAACCACCGCAUGGGAGUUAGUCUCCUGCCACCGAGGUUAGUCAUUAACCUUGUCUUCGCAGUCACUCAGGGCACCGAAGAAAGCGGACAGCGCUCUGUCCAAGGCAUGCUGCCGCUCGGCCGUCUCAUCUUACCAUGGGCGACUGUAACCACUGCACACCCGGCCGGGCUUUGUCCGUAGAGGACGGCGUCACCGUCGUGUUCCACAAAGUUGACAGCCAUAGCACGAACUGCAACGACGACCGCGACGACGACGACGACGACAACGGCGAUGAUGAACGGACGACAGAGAGGAUUCACUUGCAGAGUAACUGCCGUGUGUCGUGGGAAAACGACUGUGAUGCCGCCGAGGGAGAAGCGGGAGGACGCGAGGAUUCACCGGAAGGCAGCGAGGAGAAAACGCUCUGUCCGCUGGUGUGUUGCGUCAGAAGCGGGCUCGCAUCCCGAGACGGAAGCGCACGUGAAGAUUCGGAGACACCAAAGAAAUGUUCAGGUCUUGGUUUGUUUUAUGCGUUCCUGUCCACAGUUUUCUUCUCCACCAUUGCCCUCUUGGUGAAAACCAUCCAGGGAAUCCACGCCAUAGAGAUCAGCGCCAUACGCUGCUUCUUCCAGAUACUCUUUACUAUGCCAUUACUCAUCUACCACAAGACAGGUUUCCUCGGUCCCAGAGAUAAGCGUGUAUAUCUGGUGCUUCGGGGUUUCAUUGGCUCCAAUGCCAUGAUCCUGCUCUUCUAUGCUGUUCAGCAGAUGCCGCUAGCGGACGCCACGGUCAUCAUGUUCAGUAAUCCAGUCUUUACCUCCAUCCUGGCCUGGAUCUUCCUCAAGGAGAGAUGUACCAUCUGGGACUGUGUCUUCACUGUUUUCACCAUCACUGGAGUCAUCCUCAUCGCCCGACCGCCGUUCCUCUUUGGCGAGGACCGACGUGGCAUCGAGGGCAACUACACUAACCACAUCAAGGGGACUAUCGCUGCCUUUGCAGGAGCCAUUGGAGCUGCCUUCACAUUUGUUGUCCUUCGCAAAAUGGGGAAGAGUGUCCAUUACUACCUCUCUGUCUGGUACUAUGCUGUCAUCGGGUUCAUCGAGUGCGUCAUCACUGUAUCCGUCCUUGGGGAGUGGAAAAUCCCAUUCUGCGGCCGCGAUCGCUGGCUGCUGAUGCUGAUUGCUGUCCUGGGUAUCGCCGGCCAGACCUUCCUCACAAAGGCCCUGCAGAUUGAGAAGGCUGGACCUGUGGCCCUGAUGAGAACUAUCGACGUGGUGCUGGCGUUCAUCUUCCAAUUUAUUUUCCUCAACCGUGCACCGACCUGGUGGAGCCUCGGAGGGGCGCUGUGCGUAGUGGUGAGCACAAGUGGAGUAGCACUUCGAAAGUGGUACGUCAACUCUCACAAGAGCUGAAAAGGAGGAGCGACACAGAAUACUGUGGCGUAACUAUUUAUUCUUUUUUUUCACUAUCAUAUGUUCUUGAUUUAUUCUGUAAUCUUACUUGUUACUUAAAUGCAAACCUUUGAGGAGGUCUAAGCUUUUUGGAGAAUUGAAAGCAGGAAUAUAGAAAGAUAAUUUAGUAGGAGUCAGUUAUGAGUUUAUGAUUGAAUUCAAAAUUGAAUUAUGUGCAUCUAUACAUGUUGAUUCCUGAGAGUCAACCUGUGGAACUCAUUGUUAUGCAUUUAUUUUUGUGUAAAUGAGCACUAGAGGAAAUAGGAGAAAGGAAAAACUGUUGCUGCCCCAAAACCAUAUCCGGCUCCCUGGAACCUGAGCAGCUAACUAAGUAUUCAACACAGAUUUCCUGUUUUGUCCUUAAUAUAUAGAUAACAUAAAUGGGACUGAAAGUUGAAUUUUGCCAUGGUGAAGCAGUCCAUUUUCCCUUCACUGUAUUGUAACCUGAGUGAAAUAGCCAAAGAGAGAGGUUUACUGCUUUGGGACCAUUCGUACUGUGUCACAUAACUUGGUAAUAAUAAUAGAUUGAAUUAAAAGUAAACUACAUAUUAGUAUGUACUAGGCGCUAUCAAAUGGGCAUCUGCAAAAAGUACUUAAAGGGACAGUUCAUCCCAAAAUCAAAAGUACAUAUUUGUCCUCUUAACUGGAGUGCUGUAUAUUAUCUAGAUUGUUUUGGUGUGAGUUGUCAAGUGUUGAAGAUAUCGGCCAUAGAGAUGU
Molecule: messenger RNA, 2185 nt
Organism: Epinephelus lanceolatus (giant grouper)
Lineage: Eukaryota; Metazoa; Chordata; Actinopteri; Perciformes; Serranidae
Gene: slc35g1
Product: solute carrier family 35 member G1
Biological process (GO): regulation of cytosolic calcium ion concentration; calcium ion export across plasma membrane
Cellular component (GO): endoplasmic reticulum membrane; plasma membrane
Source: RefSeq, a predicted model, not a curated record